Penicillium waksmanii is the source of this 3012-nucleotide messenger RNA. RefSeq names its product formin-mediated actin nucleation enhancer. The record is from RefSeq and is a predicted model, not a curated record. Bases 1 to 3012 code for a protein of 1003 amino acids. Gene Ontology annotation, cellular component: cytoplasm; cell tip. Gene Ontology annotation, molecular function: cytoskeletal regulatory protein binding. Gene Ontology annotation, biological process: establishment of cell polarity. NCBI's taxonomy places the organism in Eukaryota, Fungi, Ascomycota, Eurotiomycetes, Eurotiales, Aspergillaceae. The transcript is spliced from 3 exons.
AUGCAGUCGACUCCCGCCUGGUCUCAUCCUUCCGGAGACCAAGAUCCUAUUCCUCGUCCUCAACACCUCUCGGUUUCCGGCAGCACCGACACCUCCUCCAUGGCCUCAGCGUCAGGUCGCAGUUCGUCGGCCUCUGGCCGCUCCCAAUCCACCAAAACAGUGCCCGAUAAACAGAUUUCCCAAAUCGAAAAGAGCGUGACGCACCUCCUAGUGGCAACCAAACAACUCCUCGAAACCUUGACACAGUGGUCUCGAAAAGCCGCCUCGGAAACAGAUGUGUCAGAUGUUUACGUGCGCCUCGGCUAUGAAUUCAACCUCGCCUGUCGCGCGUUCAAUGCGAUCGGUGUCGAGACCUCGGACUUGGGUCCUGUGCCCGACGUACUGCGCACAAUACUCGAAGACACUCUCAGCCAGGAUGCAUCCCCGCAGAGCCUCGACCGAUACCUCCCCCAAAUUCGCGAUAUCAUCAUAAACCUCCUCCACGGCCUGAAGAAGAAGCAAGCGCGCCUACGGUCUCGACAGCAGAAGGAAGAGGGUCGAAGUGGGAUGCCCGGGCGGCAAGCGAGUGCCGGAAGCCUGUCUAGCGAGAAGACAAAUAUCGGACAGCUCUACGAUGAAACCGCCGCCUCAAUACUACCUCCGGGUAGCGUGCCAUCUCCCAAGCGCUCGGCGCGUCGAUACGGAAGCAAUGGUUCGUUGGAGGACUCUCCCGCCCAACAGGGCACCUCACCAGGGCCAUCUGGUUCAAGCUACUCAGAGCGAGAUGCCUCGCGCAAGGAAACCCAGCAGUUGCUCUCCCAAGCGACGUCAGAUAACGAACCGACCCCCCGGGCGACUCCAUCGGCAGCGCCGCCAGACUUCCCUGCCCCGCCGCCUCCGCCGAAGCAGGACGAUGCGCUUGGCGCUUUACAGAGAAGUGGUGAGCUAGAGCGGCGCGCCUCGCGUCGUUUCUCUGCCUACCAGAUACAGAAACACUUGGGUACCUCGUCAAACGGUGUGCCUGUUAUCCCCUCACAAAACUCACCAGUCCCCAACCGAGGACGUGAUGUGCGCGAAUCGCUCAACGCCGUGCGCCUCCGAGGUCCCUACCAACACUCGCGCCAGCGAUCCACGAAAGGCUCCCAAGACGUCACCAAAGGAGGACAGGCCCAGGCUGCUGCAAACAUCCCCCGGGCGGUACAGGAGGAAUCUCCGAAGGCUUCCACUGAAACCGCGGAGCCUUCCCCCGCACCCACACCUGCACCCGCAGAAAAUAAGCCACCACCUACUGGCCCCUCUCUCGAUGAUGCCUUUGACCCCGAGAAGAGUAGCUCCUCUCCCGUUCGCGAGACAGCCCCGGAAACGCCAAAGAAAGAUCGAAUUGAACCAGUUGACAUUGCCACGCCUCCUCCGAUCCCUCAGCUCGCUGUCGACCAACCGUCCCCAGGGAAAGAACUGACCCUGUUCCUGCAGUACAAGAGCAAGAUCAAGAAGUAUGUUCUGCUAGAAGGCAUCGCAGAACUGACCAUCGGGCGACUGCAAUUGGCAUUCAUCGAGAAAUUUGCAUGGAAUGUCCACAACAACGGCAUGGACCUUCCUGAAAUCUACAUACAAGAUCCAGUUUCCGGAAUUCGCCAUGAGCUGGAAGAUUUGGGCGAUGUCAAGGACCGUUCGGUUCUCGUGUUGAAUGUGGAUAACCUUGAUGAAGUGAAGAAGCACUUUGAUGAUAGUUUUGGAAACGUGCGGACUCUGGUGGAAAGCGUAAAAGAGGCGCUCAGUGGUCAGGGAACCGUCAUUCAACGUCUCUCAGAUCGUCAACUGGAGGCCGCAAAGGAAAUGGCUCGCCUCGCAGCAACGCCCUCGUCAUCAUCUGCCCCUGGCGUCGGUAGCAAGAUCGCCUUGACUUCAGGAACUGGUAUUCCUAUCGGUGAACUUCAAAGCCUGCGCCGUGACUUAGCUGUCGUCAGGCAAACUUUCACCAACUUCCAAUCCGACAUCACUGGCUCGAUGACUGACCUUCGCACCAAGGCAAGCCUGGUCAAGACUGCCGCGGAGGACGUCGCCGUUACAAGCUACGAGGGCGACGCCGGCCGAGCACGUGUUGGAACCGGCAAAAAGGAGUUGGCUGGUGAAUCCGAGCGUCUUGUCUCACGCGUCGACGACCUCCAAGAUCUGGUUGAAGAUCUGCGCAAGGACGUGGUACAACGCGGUGUUCGCCCAUUGCCACGACAACUGGAGGGCGUCAGCCGCGACAUCAGCAAUGUGACGAAGGAAAUCAAGAAGAUGCAAGACUUCCUGGGACGUGAGAAGCCCAUCUGGACCAAGAUCUGGGAGAAGGAAUUGCAACUCGUCUGCGAGGAGCGAGACCAACUCACAAUGCAAGAAGACCUCGCAGCGGACCUGCAAGACGAUCUCGAAAAGGCGGCGCAAACUUUCGCCCUGGUCGAACAAGCCACCAAGGAACAAGCGCAGGAGAAGGUCAACGGUGCUGUCACAUUGCGCGCUACCUCGCGUACCCUUGGGAUUGACCCCACAGUUGAUCCGGUGAAAGCCAAGGACGGUGUUCUCGGCGAGGUGCGCGCGCUCCAGCCCAAUCACGAAAGCCGAAUCGAGGCCAUCGAGCGCGCGGAGAAGGCCCGCAAGAAGGAACUCGAGAAUCGCCGUGCCAAUCUCUUCCAGAAGGAGCUCGGUGCUUUCGUGCAGGAGGAUAAGCUCAAGAAGAGCGGUGGCGUUGAAGAGGCCGAGCGUCUGCGUAACGCUAAAGACGACCGCAUUCGCAAGGAAGUCUGGGACAGACAACAAGCCCGCAACGCGGAGAUGGAGAAAGCCGAAGCCGAAGCCGCAGCAGCACAAGCAGCAGCAGGAGAGCAAAAAACCGAAGGCGAGAACGAGGUCUCCGGAGAAGCCGCGGUCGAAGAAGAAGCAGGUGGUGGCGAGGAGGCAGCACCCAAAGAUGAAACACCGACAGAAGAAGAGAAGAAGGAAGGAGAUAAUCCCGAUGAUUCGAGUGCGGAGAAAGCGCCCGAGUCUUAA